Leptopilina boulardi is the source of this 3420-nucleotide messenger RNA. RefSeq names its product profilin. Lineage: Eukaryota; Metazoa; Arthropoda; Insecta; Hymenoptera; Figitidae. Gene Ontology annotation, cellular component: cell cortex. The transcript is spliced from 3 exons. The record is from RefSeq and is a predicted model, not a curated record. The coding region runs from base 138 to 518 and encodes 126 amino acids. Gene Ontology annotation, molecular function: actin monomer binding.
AGUGGGGCAACCCGGCAUGAAGCGCGAAUCAGUAUAGUCUUGAAACCGAACCAGUUGGUGACGGAUAGUGUCUGUGUUCUCUUUAGUGCGGUUUUAAUUAACGAACAGUUGAGUUUUAACUCCUCCUGUGUUAAAAAAUGAGCUGGCAGGAUUAUAUUGACAAGCAAUUGGUCGCAUCUAAAUGUGUAACCAAAGCGGCUAUCGCCGGACAUGACGGAAAUGUCUGGGCAAAAUCGGAUGGCUUCGAAGUUAGUAAAGAGGAACUCGCGAAGCUUGUCCAGGGUUUUGCUGAACAGGAUAUUUUAACGUCGUCGGGAGUUACCUUAGCUGGCAAUAGGUAUAUUUACCUGUCAGGUACAGAACGUGUGAUUAGGGCAAAACUGAACAAAGUUGGCGUUCAUUGCAUGAAGACGAGCCAAGCGGUAGUUGUAUCCCUUUACGAGGACCCCAUUCAACCACAGCAAGCUGCCUCCGUCGUCGAAAAAUUGGGCGACUACCUUCUGUCCUGUGGCUAUUAGUGACCACUGGGAUCCAACACAAAUAUCUAAUAAUAAUAAUAACGAUACGGACGAUGAUUUUUUAAAUGACAGCGAAUGAAAUGAUCGCGCCGUGCCGCACGAGACGCGCCAAAGCUGCCGCACAAGUCUGCCGCUUUGAAAAAAUGAUGAAAAAAUCAUCAUCAUCAUUAUCAUCGUCGUCGUCAUUGGCAGCAACGUAAGCCAGUCAUCGUUCUCUCUUCUUCAAGUCGACAUGAAACAUUCGCGAAAACGAAAGAAACACAUCUCACACAAACACUCACACGCAAUUCGCUCCCACUUUUCCACCCCCCCUUUUCUUUAACCUCACUCUCUCUCUCUCUCUCCUUCAAAUAAUUUUCUUUCUUAAUCUUUCCAUUAUUAUUGUUAUCUUUCUUUUUUCUCCUUGUCUCUCGUUCUCUUUUCCUUAUAGAUAUUGAAUUAAAACACUCCGUGUGGGGUCGAUUUGAAAAUUGCGUUUCUGUCGAGUUAAAAAAAAAAAACAAAUAACAAAUAAUAACUAAAUCCAUCGAGCGCAACGGUGCGACUUGAACCAAAAUUUUGUAUUUUUGAUCGCUUACGCGGCGCUUUGUUGACGAGGAAAUGAAAAACACACAUACAUACACACACACGUAACUAAGUUAAGUGUAACAAUAAUAAUUAUUAUAAUUAAUAUUAAACUAUUGUAUUAGGUUACAGUUUUUUGUAGCUGCGAUAAAAAAGUAUGCGAGAGCGAUAGAAAGAGAGAGAGAAAGGUGUUUAAAGAAAGAGGUAAGAGAGAGAAAGUGAUAAAUAAAAAGAUUAUAGAAGAGGAUAAAAAAUGGAAUUGAGAAAAGAGAGAGAGGAUUUCUAAAUGAAAAAAUAUGGAGCCUCGGAGAGAAAGUGAGAACGAAUGAGAGAGAGAGAAAGAGAGAGAAGAAAAUAGGAGAAUCCUUUUUUUAAAUGGAUGUGCGUGUGCGUGACUGUGCAGAGAUGAGAGAAAGCUUUCUUAUGACGAAAAAAAGCUCUUGAAGAAAAGAUAAAACGAAGUACAGGACGAGUAUGCGGCGGCGCGAGUAACACUUGCUGGAUCAGAAAAAAAAUAAUUUUUUUUUUUUAAACUGGCUACGUAUGUUCUCGCUAAUUAUAAAUGCGCGCGGCCCCUUUUUAGCUAUUUACUUGUCUUUAUUAAUUGCUAUGUGUAAGGAAAAAAAAACAAAUGGAAAAUUCGCUAAAAAAAAAAAAGAAGAAAUUGAUGAUAAUGAUGAUGAUUAAAGAAGAAAUUGAAAGAUAAUAUGUGGAAAAAAAUAAAGAAAAGAAAUGAGAGGAAUGACGAACGACAUGUCAUAUUGCUGAGAUUUUUAUCGAAAAGUUGGGCGUGGUAGCUGAGGAUGAAAGGGCGAGUCGCGACACGAAUCUACACCUACAUUUUAAUAUAAUAUAUACACACACACACACACUCUCGAUACAUACACUUAUACAUAAACAAUUUUCAAAUAUACACACAAAAACACAAUAAUUGUGAGAGAGAAAUAAGAAACCGCGAUGUAAAUGUCAAUGGUACACGAAGGAAAUCGUCUCUCUUAUAUAUAUAUAUAUACUCGGUGAAAGAAAAAAAAAUCCAAGAGAAAUAGAGACGAUUCUUAAAAUAAAUGCAAUUUCCAUAGGUAGGUGGGAAAAAAUUGGUUUUAUCAUUUUUUAAAUACUCGAAAAUUUUUUUUAAAUAAAACUACUUUUAAUUUUGAUAAAAAAAAAUUUUUUAAAUAACAUAUUUUACAGAAAUUUUUUCUUGGCAAAAAUAAUAAUUUUUAAAAAAAAGAGCUUGUGUGCCAUAUGAAAGAGCCUAAAGAAAAAAAAAAAAUUGUGAUACCGAAGAAUAAAACAUUGCGGAUUAUUUCCCCCUCGCGUGAAUCUGUGACUGCGACCAUUUUUCCCCAUAAUUGAUUCGUUGUCACUCGGAUGAUACUGACUAUUAAACUACUACUAUUAUUACUGCUAUCGCUACUAUUAAACUAUUACUCUGGUUGCUUGUCGAUUCGUGUGAUGCCAAGCAGCGGCCCCCCCGAAAACUAUUAUGUAAUAAUUUUUAUUUACAAAGAAAAAUGAAAAAAAAAAAAUUAAACUAUAAAAUAAUAUCUAAUUGUCGAGGAGAUUUAAAUGACGCAAUUAAAGACAUUUCAGUCGUUCUUUCUUUUUUUUUUUGUCGUUUAUUAUAACUAAUUCCCUUAAAAAAAAAAAAAAAAACGAAUGUCUGUGUCGUUCGUAUGAACUGUGCGCGCGAUCCAACGUCGAAAUGAGGGAGAAAACCUCGAAUCUUUCACGAAAAAAACGUUAUAGUCGAUUUCUUCUCUUAAAUGAAAUUAAAUAUAUUCAUUCGUUAAAAACGUAAUUUUGUUUUUGGUGAUUUUAAGUUUUUUUUUUUUUUAAUGUGAUUUUGAUUGAUCUGAUUUUGGAACUAAUUUUCAUCUGAAGAAAUAAUAGUUAGAUUUAAAAAAAAUAAUUCAAGAUCUGUUUGUGUUUUUUUGAUGUUUGUUGAUUAUUGUAUUUUGUAAAGAUUGAUAAUUUCUCCUUUUUCGACGAUCGGUCGGGGUGUAUUUAUUUUUAAAGAACGGGACAAUGAGAGAAAGGGCGAGAGAGAGAGAGAGAGAGAGAGAGAGAAUAGAGUGAGAGAUAAAAGAAAGGGCGAAAAGCGGAAAAAGAACUCCGACGUUUAAGUGUAGCUUUGUAAAAUGAAACUUUCUCCGAACAUUUUUUUUUUUGCAUACGUCGAAAGUAAGAUUGUGUUAAGAGAGUAAUAAAUUUGUAUAAAGUGGUGUACAACGCGUGUUUACUUUGACCUAAAAGAAAAACAAAAGUAGACAAAUUUUUACCUUUUGAAAUAAGUAUAAUUUUCAUCUUAAAUAAAUGAGAAAAAAUUUAUCUUUAA